Molecule: messenger RNA, 843 nt
Organism: Puccinia graminis f. sp. tritici CRL 75-36-700-3
Lineage: Eukaryota; Fungi; Basidiomycota; Pucciniomycetes; Pucciniales; Pucciniaceae
Exons: 2
Coding region: 1-843 (280 amino acids)
Source: RefSeq, a predicted model, not a curated record
AUGUUCUCACCCAUCUUUGACUCAUCCUUCUCCAUGGACAGCAGCACCACCAACAACAACAACGAAACCGAGAGCGGAUUCCUCAGUGCGAAACUGACGUUGGACAUGAGCUUCAACCGCAAUCCAGAAGGAAGAUUUGCCUGCGACGAUGUCGAUCCCUUAGAGCAACAAGGCCCAGACUUUGUCCAGCCCACCCCGAGCUUCGGAUCGAUUGCCGAGGAGUAUUCCGGCCUGGAAGGAUUGCUGGAGGCCUGGAAGUUCCCCCUGAGGACCGACUUUGCUCGCGGGAUCAUCUGGGGCCCGUUCCGCCACUACCGUGGAAACUCCUACGCCGAGCUCGCUUCGCCUGAGACGGCCAUCGAAAACCUGCGCUCGUACGCCGAACAUGCCAUGUUCCCCGCCCGGAUCCCUCAGGCUCCCGUCCGCCGCCAACGCAUCUUCCCUAUCCUCAGGGCCCCUCAACCUCAACAACAACAACCACAAUCCACUCCCUCCUCAAUACCCACCACCUCUGCGUCGACCACCACCAAAUCAUCCUCCAAACGUCGUCGAAGACCUUCCACCACCUCAUUCAUCAUUCCCCGCGAACCCCGGCCGUCAAGAGCCGCUGCCAUCAAGUCUGCUCAGCUCCAACUCGCCGCGAGGACCGCCGCCCAGAAACCGCUCUCCUCCUCCUCCCGUCGUCCUCGUCGUCCCUCGCCCCCUCAACCUACCAGCGCCAACAAGAAACCCAAGUUCAUCCACCUCGAAAUCGCCGUCCAGCCCAGCCCCAAAUCUGACCUCCCCAUUCGAAGAAUCAGACUCUGUGCUACCAGUCUCCUCAAAUACGGUGAUCUCUUGUAA